Molecule: messenger RNA, 4878 nt
Organism: Dreissena polymorpha
Lineage: Eukaryota; Metazoa; Mollusca; Bivalvia; Myida; Dreissenidae
Product: tudor domain-containing protein 5-like
Exons: 23
Coding region: 155-3772 (1205 amino acids)
Biological process (GO): spermatogenesis
Source: RefSeq, a predicted model, not a curated record
GUAUAUCUAUUAAAUUUUAAAGUCGAACAAAUCGUGCAUGCAGACUCCAAAAACUCCAAAAAGUUCGGGAAACAUUAUUAGCGAAAAGAAAACCGAUGUAGUUACCGUGACAUAUAAUAAUAAUUCUUUUUCGAAUUGAUCUUAAACAUUUAAAAUGAGUGACGCGUUUCAUGAACGCGAAUCAAUCAAGAAACAUGUUCGAGCAGUGCUUUUGUCGUCACCCGUGGAGCUCACUGUGACCGAAUUUCAACGUGAUUAUCAUAACUUCAUUGGUGAACCAAUCGACCACAGAAGGAUAGGCUACUCAAGACUGGAAGAUUUCCUUAGAGAGCUACAUGAUGUUGUUCAAAUUGGCUACCGUCGUGGGGUGAUGACCCUAAAAGCCAAGCCUGAUGAGACCACAGCGCACAUACAAAGCUUGGUCUCUAGACAGAAAAUCCCGAACAAGAGAAAGUUUGCAAUUCACAGACAACACGGUGUCGGUGGGGGUUCACGGAGGUAUCAACCUCCCCCGAGAUAUCACAGCAGUCCCUCUCACUCGAGAUACAACCAGCCCUCACCCCCUCCACCAAUGGUACCUGCAUAUAUUCGAAGCCAGCUGCGAGCAUUGCUAAAUUCUUUUCCCAAUGGACUCGCGGUGUCACAACUGGACACUGCAUUCAAUAGAAUGUUCGGGACUGGGAUAAAUUACAGACAUUACGGCUUCCCUGACCAGCAUGAGCUCCUGAGAUCCAUGCCAAAUAUUGUGCAAUUACAGCAGUCCAACUUUGAUUGGCGGGUAUACCCCAUUCCAGAAGCAAAGUCUCCCAGUACCCAAACGCAACAGCAGCAAUCACCAGAGUCCCAGAAAGGGCCACCUAGCUUUUUGACUUCACCAGAACUGCCCAACACUAUGACUGGUGUACUGACUCAGCAAUCACCUACAGAGACUGGUGACAACCAACAGAGACCGUCUAAAGGCAGAGGGAAGCGCAGAAGUGGAUCUGGGGGUACGGAGGGCUCUGUAGGUCAUGAAAGACGAAGUAGCGGCUCUGCACAAAUGGAUCUACUGGAAAAAGAGAUACAGCAGGUACUGGAGAAGCAUCCCAGUGGAGUCUGGUCUUCAAGAUUCUCCAAUGAGUACCAGAACUUACACAAGAAGGUGUUUUCGUUCACCAGCCUUGGCUAUGUAAGUGUGAUUGAGAUGAUGUCAAAUCACCCAGACGUUGUACGGAUCACACGGCCCAACCCUCAGGGCGACUGGCUGCUCUUUGAUGCAAGAUUGCCUGCCCCAGAUACACCACAAGAGGACCUUUUUGAAAGGGACGCUCAUCGAAUGCAGAUUAAACAAAACAUGGAGUCCAGCAUCAAGCGCAUACUCAGUAUCAAGUGUAACGGAAUACCUUUUAGCCAGUUUACCACUGUAUAUAAGGAGUGUACAGGAAGAGAACUUCCAUUGAAAGAGCUUGGCUUCAAAGAUGUUGAACAAUUGUACUACCACCUUUCAGAACAUGUCUUGCAAGUCAGCUAUUCUCAAACAGGUGAGCCGUGUCUGUUCUCAUAUGGGUGUGCCCCUGCUGUGGCUAACGCUGAGCCUCGCACACCAUCCGUGACAAGAUCCUCGUCUUCCCUCGCUGGCCAGGACGACUACCCGGAGGAUGUUGUGGGUCCUGGCUGCCACUACAUGCCUGUGAUGUGCCCUCCAGUCCAUGAGUACACAGAGCUCUACGUGACCAACAUCACCCACCCUGGUCUGUUCUGGAUCUAUCUGAGACACAAGACGAAGGCCUUGGCUCUGGAAGACCUCAUGGAUAGCUUGGAGAAAGUAUACCGGGGUGGCUCUGACCGUUACCGUAUGCCGGAGGAGUUGAUGGUUCGGGGCCAGGUUUGCGCGACCUUGUUCCCGGAGGACAAUAAUUGGCACCGUGGUGUGAUCACUGGCAAACAGCAGGCCGGUUUCCUGGAGAUCUACUAUGUGGACUACGGGAAUAUGAACUACGUCGCUAAAAGCACCAUACGUUUUUUAAAGCAAGAGUUUUUAAUGUUGCCUGCUCAGGCUAUACAGUGUCGGCUGGCCCAUCUGCAGCCCAAAGGACAAAAAUGGACCAGAAAAAGUCGUCUACGAUUCAUGCAGUUAACAAGGGCGAAACCCCUGGUGGCAUUAGUGAAUGAAGUUAAGGACCAGGUGAUGUCAGUGAUGCUUGUGGACACCAACGACCCCAACGUUGACCAUCACAUAAACGACAUGCUCGUCAUAGAGGGACAAGCAGAGUUCAAACCAGACGAUGAAGUGCCUGAUGUCUUCGAUCAAAAACUGGAAGGGGCGCCGGACUACAACCAUGUGUUUGGCUGGACGGAGGCCCCAAGGCUGCCUAAGGUUGCUCAAAUCCAGCACAAGGAGCCGGAAGCCACUGGGUCCUUUGAGCAGGGAGCCAAGGAACAGAGCUGCUACAUACGCUGGAUGCAGCUGACAGGUGAGCACGUCUUCCACGUGAUCAAUCUGGCGGGGGCCGCGUACGUUGUGAGUGAGGAGAUAUCUGCCCUCUUCUGGGAGGAUGACAUUCUCUCCAGCAUGCUGCACAGAAGUAACGUAUACCUGGACAAGCUGGUUGUAAGCAGUGCAGACAACCCCAAGCUCUUUGAAGAACUCGCCAAGUACAAAUUCACAUGUAAACAGAUGAAUCUGAUUGAAAACCAGCAUUUCCUGACCCUGUAUAAGCUGGACAGUUUGCCUCGCAUCCUGUCCACAUUCCAAUGUGAAGACGAGGCCCUGAUCAAUGCUGUCAGUGAACUGGUGUCGAAAUUUGAUCCCAACAGUCCUUUCUGGAAGGAUGGUUCCCAGUUUCGGCCAAUCAGUCCAGAUCAGACACCAGCAAACCAGUCGCCUGUGGCUGAGAAACAGUCCCCAGAGCUGCAGCCAAGCAGUGAGGAGGAAGGGGUGCAAUCGAAGGGACAGAAGCGCUCCAGCGACGAAGAAGAUAAUCAAACAAACAAUGAGCAAAUCUCUUUGGAAGAGAAACAGAUGUGCCUAAAAGCUCUGCAGAUCAAGCGACAGCGUAUCCUGCAGCAGUUGAUGAACAAUCCGAGCUCAACGGUGGAAGUGGUGAAUCAGCUCAAUGACUGCGAGGUGGAGAUCCUCAUGAUUAAGGAGGAGAUCGCUCAACAUAACAAUUCCACUACUGAAGGCAAACGUUCCAUCUCUCCUCUUGACCUCCCCAGCUCCGCGACAUGCCAAACUGAGAGCCAACAGCGUAUACAGGAUAUCAUAGCAUCAACAACUAAACCCAUAGCAGCAGCCAACAUUGUAACCAAGCCAACUGCAAGAAUUGCUAGCAGCCAAGCAAAUGUCUCCUGCACCCAAUCAAUGCACCAGUCUAUGGUCAACAACAAUUUAGGGAACCAGUCUACAACAGGAAGUUACACAGGCAUUAUGGGAAACCCAGCUUUUGCCCAGCAGCAGACAUUCAUGAAUCCAUUCUUAAUGCCUCAGCCGGGAACAGAUAUGACUGGAGUCACCCAAAUGAUGGCUAGCAUGGGUCUUAAUCAAGGAUUUGCCACAAAUUUAGGUUCUUUUCAAAUGCCCGCUUUUAAUCCUUUCCUAUUUCCAGGAAAUAACCUGGCCAUUUCAAGUGCUCCAUCGACCAUGAAUCCCUUUGGGUCACUGCCAACAUUUGGUCGUGGCCAGCCAAUGAAUUCAUCCAAUAUUGGCAUUUUGCCAUGUCUCUUGCCAUUGAUGCAUAAUUUCUCGGCUGGUAGAGGGAAUGCGCGAGGAGUGGGGAACAACCAAUCAUGAUGAGAAGACAUAAUGUGUUGUAAGGGGAGUAACUCAAACACUGCACAAUUUAUGUUAACUUGCAACUUUGUGCUCAAGGUUGAAGUAUGGUUUGAAAUAAAGCCAAAAUCAUAAAAGCAGUGUUCAAUUAUUACAUGAUAUAAACUUUUUGUGAAAUGGAAGUGUUCCAUGGUAUCAGAUGUUUUUCUCUAUUACAGGGUGGUUUGUCAAGAACUAUUUCCACUUAGCUGAUGAACACAAGUUUUUUGGCAUAUCACCUUUUGUUCACAUUUAAAAAGAAAGUUGAUGAACUUAAAAACAAACUGUGUCCAAGAUUUUGAAAAAACUUUUUCAGUUUUGUUAUCUACCAAUAUCCCAAUGUGGUACUCAUGAAUCUCAAUCAUUGUUUAAACACCUGCAGUUUCCUUUUGUAGAAUAUGUUUGUUUGUUGUCUAAGUGAUUAGUUUUGCAGAAAGUGCUCAACAUGUUAUUUUUUUUGUUUUGAAAGUUUAUGUCCAUCAUCAACAAUUCCGUCAGGAAGGCGGAGAUUAAUGGAAUUAUGGUUUAUUAUCAUGUGCAACAAAAGUGUUUUGCUAUAUAUAUAGAUAUAUACAUAAAUAUGGUAUAUUGAACAAAUGUUUUGCUGUUUAUAAGCAGCAAAGUUAUUGGGUAUGUAUUCAUAGAGCUAUGGUGCUAUCACAUGGUUGUUGAUGUAAAUAAAUUACUUCAUUUUUUUACUGAGCGAUUUAAGUAGUGCGCUGAUUACCGGGUAUUGUUUGUUAAUUUGAUUUGAAGUGCUAUGUACAAAAAUGCAUCUUGUUAAUAUGUAUGUGACAGUGUAUUUGAAUAGUUACCAUUUUGUCUUUCAUAAAUCAUGCCGGCGAUUCCAGUAUAGUAUGUUAAUUCAUAGUUGUAAUCUUUACCGAAAAGUAAAGUUUUUGUUUCACACAUUUCAUUUUUCAUUCAUUUUUAAAUCAGAUUUGUUCACAAUGUUUUCAUCAUUUUGUAUUCAUUCAUGUUGACAGGAUUGUCAUGUGUUAAUAAUUUCCCACAAUAUCUUGUAUAUUAUUCGGAGAAAGGAAAUGAACUCUGUUUAUUUGUUAAUAAAAAAGAGAUUUUUGUUCAAA